Molecule: messenger RNA, 4036 nt
Organism: Neofelis nebulosa (Clouded leopard)
Lineage: Eukaryota; Metazoa; Chordata; Mammalia; Carnivora; Felidae
Gene: STAU1
Product: staufen double-stranded RNA binding protein 1
Exons: 17
Coding region: 433-2505 (690 amino acids)
Source: RefSeq, a predicted model, not a curated record
CACCCAACAUGGGGCUCGAACCUACAACCUCAAGAUCAAGAGCUGCAUGCUCUGCUGACUGAGCCAACCAGGCACCCCAAGAAAGCAUCACAUAUGUCUCUUCCUCAGAAAGUGAGUGGAGCAUGAGGGAGAGAACCAUGGAAAAGGAACUCAUGGAAUACGAGAAACAGGAGAUCAGCCCAGGAAAGAGGCAAGAGCAAAUGCCUGUGCCACAGCUGCCCAGCAGACCUGGAGAGAAAUCAGUCCCAAACAGAGCAGGAGAACAGAGAACGGCCAGGAGUUUCCUAACCACAUAACCUCUCAGAACUGAACCAAAACAACAUUAUUCCUGGAGCACCUCUUUUUAAGGUAGAACUUUAGACUUCAUAGCACUGAAUUAACCUGCACUGAAAGCUGUUUACCUGCAGUUGUUCACUUUUGUUGAAAGUGACCAUGUCUCAAGUUCAAGUGCAAGUUCAGAACCCAUCUGCUGCUCUCUCAGGGAGCCAAAUACUGAACAAGAACCAGUCUCUUCUCUCACAGCCUUUGAUGAGUAUUCCUUCUACUGCUAGCUCUCUGCCCUCUGAAAAUGCAGGUAGACCUAUUCAAAACUCUGCAUCUGUCACACCCACCAGUGCAGCUGCAGUUCCUUCUAGCAUGGCACACCCCAAAGAGAAAACCCCAAUGUGUCUUGUGAAUGAGUUAGCCCGUUUCAACAAGAUUCAGCCUGAGUAUAAGCUUUUGCGUGAGCAAGGUCCAGCUCACUGUAAGGUGUUUACAGUACAGCUAACACUUGGAGAUCAGCACUGGGAAGCUGAAGGAACUAGUGUUAAAAAAGCCCAGCACACAGCUGCUGCCAAAGCUUUGGAAGGAACAAAAUUUCCUAAACCCAUAGUCCGCCCUUUUCGUAGCGAAGGAAGGAAUCCAGGUAUUAUGCGUGGGCCAAGACAGGUUCCUUUCAGAAGUGUGCCUAGAGAAAGCAUAACCCCUACUGUAGAGCUAAAUGCACUGUGCAUGAAACUUGGAAAAAAACCAAUGUAUAAGCCUGUCGACCCUUACUCUCGGAUGCAGUCCACCUAUAACUACAACAUGAGAGGAGGUGCUUAUCCCCCAAGGUACUUUUACCCAUUUCCAGUACCGCCUUUACUUUAUCAAGUUGAGCUUUCUGUGGGAGGACAGCAGUUCAGUGGGAAAGGAAAGACAAGACAGGCUGCAAAACACGAUGCUGCUGCGAAAGCCUUGCGGACCCUGCAAAGCGAGCCCCCACCGGAGAGGCUGGAGGUGAGGCGGGCGGGCGAGCAGGUGAAUGGAAGAGAAUCAGAAGAAGAAAAUCUCAAUAAAUCUGAAAUAAGUCAAGUGUUUGAGAUUGCACUUAAACGGAACUUGCCUGUGAAUUUUGAGGUUGCCCGGGAGAGUGGCCCCCCCCACAUGAAGAGCUUCGUGACCAAGGUGUCAGUUGGGGAGUUUGUGGGAGAAGGUGAAGGGAAGAGCAAGAAGAUUUCGAAGAAAAAUGCUGCCAUAGCUGUUCUUGAGGAGCUGAAGAAGUUGCCACCCCUGCCCACAGUCGAGCGAGUGAAGCCCAGAAUCAAAAAGAAAACAAAAUCCAUAGUCAGGCUACAGAGCAGCACAGACUAUGGCCAGGGGAUGAACCCGAUCAGCAGGCUGGCCCAGAUCCAGCAGGCGAAAAAGGAGAAGGAGCCGGAGUACAUGCUCCUGACGGAGCGAGGCCUCCCACGCCGCAGAGAGUUUGUGAUGCAGGUGAAGGUGGGAAACCAUACCGCGGAAGGAACAGGCACCAAUAAGAAGGUGGCCAAACGCAACGCAGCCGAGAACAUGCUGGAGAUCCUUGGUUUCAAAGUCCCACAGGCUCAGCCCACCAAACCAGCCCUCAAAUCAGAGGAGAAGACACCAGUAAAAAAACCAGGGGAUGGAAGAAAAGUAACCUUUUUUGAACCUGGCUCUGGGGAUGAAAAUGGGACUAGCAAUAAAGAGGAUGAGUUUAGGAUGCCUUAUCUUAGCCAUCAGCAGCUGCCCGCUGGGAUUCUUCCCAUGGUGCCCGAGGUUGCCCAGGCCGUAGGAGUCAGUCAAGGACACCACACCAAAGAUUUCACCAGGGCAGCUCCGAAUCCUGCCAAGGCCACGGUAACUGCCAUGAUAGCCCGUGAAUUGUUAUAUGGGGGCACCUCGCCCACAGCCGAGACCAUUUUAAAGAAUAACAUCUCUUCAGGCCACGUACCCCACGGACCUCUCACAAGACCCUCUGAGCAGUUGGACUAUCUUUCCAGAGUCCAGGGAUUCCAGGUGGAAUACAAAGACUUCCCCAAAAACAACAAGAACGAAUUUGUAUCUCUUAUCAAUUGCUCCUCUCAGCCACCUCUGAUCAGCCACGGGAUUGGAAAGGAUGUGGAAUCCUGCCAUGACAUGGCCGCACUGAACAUUUUAAAGUUGCUGUCUGAGUUGGACCAACAAAGUACAGAGAUGCCAAGAACAGGAAAUGGCCCAAUGUCUGUGUGUGGAAGGUGCUGAACCUUUUCUGGCCACGAACCGUUGUAAAACCCCAACACAUAUACUGAAAAUACUGAAACUGCUUUGAGAAUUUGGAAUUUGGAAUUUCUGAUACCUCCAGUGGGCUGAGACACGUGCUGGGUAAAGAAGCAGAGGCGGCAGUGGUGACGAAGGCGGGGACGCAAGGAGGCAGUGUGGCUGCGGGUGCGCGGUGUUUUGUGCCACACGCAGGCAGCUGCUUGCUGAGGGGUGCUGCGAGGCCUGCCAAGCGGCCCUGGCUUGACCGGGAAACCAGCAGGCCCCGGCCCCUGGCACCUCGGUGCUCGGCUGUCGUCACCCUUUGGGCCGUGUUAAGGACACAGGAGAGAGCGCGCGCAACCUUUCUCAGACUGGCUCACGCAGACGCCUGGGACAAACCCUGGACACCCACGCCGGGGACAGGGGCCUUAGACCAGCCCCAGAGCCGAAAGCACCAGAGAAAAUCAAAUGCUUCCUACUCAGCGCCAACCAUUCUAGUGUGCUACGGCCCCACCUCCGUGGUGCCCACACCGUCCCCACUGCUUUCUCUUCCAACAGAUACGUACUCUUAAGUUUUCUUAUUUUCUUUUGAUUGAAAUGACACUAUAUAAAUUUUCAUUUGAGAGUUUCUCAAUUGUAUCUAGUUACAUAGCACAGUUUAGAAACUUGUCCGAGACUGACCCUACUGGAAACCUAAUCAGCAGAGAUCAUAUCCGUGUGUAUGUGGUUCCACAUUCUUACUUUGUCAGACUGAGCCGGGACCGUUGCAGCGAUGCGGACGGUGUGCCCUCGGGUUCAGCUGCAACGGUCCUGGACUUGUCAGCAUCCUGGAUGAAGUCUCCCAUGGUUGUAUAAAUUGGACAGUUUAGGAGUUUUAAACUUUAAUGAUCAUUUGGUUCCUUUCCUAUUUUAUUUUUGUUAAUGCAACAGGACUUAAAUGAAUUUUGGUCUUUGUUUUAAAGAUUAUUAAAAGAAAAUUGUGUGUCUAUACAUAUGGCUCUUGAGGACACGUGGCUUUCACACUACAGGAUAUGGUCUCCGUGUAGUACGUCUAAACCCGCAGGUGGAUUUUCCUGGAGUGCUUUGUACCACUGUUACAUCUCCAUGUAGGGCGGCAGAGAGUGGCCUGUGUUGAGCUCCGAAACUGUUGCUUUUGAUGUUGUGUUACUGCGCACAGAAGCGUGUGCGGUAAGGUCCUGCAUAUGGUCCAGAUGAAAAGCACCGUAGUCUUGCGAGUUAAGUACUGCUUUUGUUCGAUUCAUUGUUGACGCUGGAAUUUUAUCUCCCCAUGGAAUGUAAGUAAAACAUAGUGUUUGUCACCAAUAAAUGGUAAUACUAAAUUUUUUUUGUUAAUUUAUUCUCAGAUGCCACUACUGCUAGGUAGGUCCCCUCCCAACCUACCUCCUACCCUUUUUUUUUUUAAGGAAAAAACAAAACAAAACUUUGUAAUGCUUGUGAUUCUGUUUGGGCAAAAUUCUGAAGAUCUGAAACGACUUUAUAUCAAACCAUUGAUCAAUAAACAGCUACUAAUGAA